Pistacia vera is the source of this 1284-nucleotide messenger RNA. RefSeq names its product peptidyl-tRNA hydrolase, mitochondrial. Gene Ontology annotation, molecular function: peptidyl-tRNA hydrolase activity. NCBI's taxonomy places the organism in Eukaryota, Viridiplantae, Streptophyta, Magnoliopsida, Sapindales, Anacardiaceae. The coding region runs from base 390 to 1052 and encodes 220 amino acids. The transcript is spliced from 10 exons. The record is from RefSeq and is a predicted model, not a curated record.
AACGCCUUUGUACAUUGAGAAUCGGUGGAACGCCACUGUUUAUUCUACCUUCUGAUUCUCUUGUUGCAGAACGCUGCUGGAAUACAGCUCCAAACAGAACAAAUUUGUACUAUUCCCUGUUCACGGUCGGUGGAUUUAGAAAUAAGUGUUGAGAGAAGACUUUUUUCGUUGCGAAUAGCCUCGUGCCUCGUUUAGUUCAGAAAUGGAGGGGUGUUGAGAUUGGUUGGUUAACAUUAGAUAUGCUUAAGCUGGAUUGUGAAAAUUAAGGGUGUUUAAAUGCAGAAGGUACGAUGAGGGCAAAGGAAAUUUGGUGGGGAUUGUAAAAAAGCAUUAUUGGUGGGUUUUUGUUCUGCAACAAAGUGGAAGGAAGGAGGAGGACAUAAGGCGAGAUGCUUAAGAUUAACAGGUUUUCUAGGCGUUGCUUUUGCACUGGUGUCUCACGGCCAUGGCUCUUUGUGGGCUUGGGCAACCCCGGGGAUAAAUACCAAGGGACUAGACACAAUCAGGUGGGGUUUCAGAUGGUGGAUGCGUUUGCUGAAUCCCAGGGGAUUUCUAUGAACACAAUUCAUUGCAAAGCUAUCUUUGGACAAGGUUUUGUUGGUGAUGCCCCUGUACUCCUUGCAAAGCCUCAGACUUACAUGAAUUUGAGUGGUGAAUCUACAGGACCACUUGCAGCUUAUUAUAAGUUACCUCUUAAUCGUGUGAUUGUGUUUCAUGACGACAUGAACUUACCUUGUGGAGUGCUUCGACUGCACAGCACUGGAGGUCAUGGAAGGCACAAUGGGCUGAAGAGUGUGAUUUACCAUUUUCGAGGGAAUCGAGAGUUUGCUCGACUAAGGAUUGGUAUUGGGAGCCCUCCUGGUCAAAUGGAUCCUAAAGCUUUCUUGUUACAGAAGUUCAAUGCAAUAGCUCGAGAACGAAUCGAUGCUGCUUUACCAGAAGGUGUUGAAGUAUUGAAGCUCCUUGUAUCUAAAGGGUUGACAGAGAGUGCUAGACAUUUCAAUACACAACAGAAAUACAAGCAUAUAAGGUUACAAACUAUGCAGACUUGAGUAGUUGAGAUAUCGUUUCUCUUGAGUAUCAACUAUGAACUUAUGGAUGGUUAUUUCGGGAAGCCUAUGUAUAAUGUGAGCAAACAUGUACAAACAUCUUCUAGUAAAGAGAGAGGGCGAGAGCAAGAUAAUUUCCUGAAAACAUAAAUCCAUUUAGUGUUACAUAUUUGACAUAACUUUGUUAUGUAAAAUGAUGUGCAGUUAAUCAAAUGUUUCAUUGAAUCAUAGUGCU